UCGAGGGAUUAACCAGAAAAGGGAGGAAAGCGAGUGGAGUGGAGUGGAGUGGAGUGGAGAAUGCCGCUGAAAAAGGUGACGGUGAAGGAGUACGACUCGCAGGAUGAGGCCAGCACCGAGUUGCUGGAGAAGCUGAAGCACCUGGACCGCCGCGUGGAUGCCGCCGAGGGCGGGGGCGUGGCCAAGGGGGCGGCGGGCGGUAGGCGGGGCACCGCCUUCUGGCAGUCGGUGAAGUGGAAGUCGGCCCUCAAUCACAUCGGACUGCUCGUCUCGCUGUCCAUCUACUGCGGCGUGGGCGGAUUGAUAUUUCGCCACUUGGAGCGUCCCGCGGAGGUGGAACGUCUCUCGUAUCUGAAGGACGUGGUGAAGACGCACAGGGAACGCUUCAUGCACACCAUAUUGAACAACUCCGAGGUGCACAAUCUCAACGAGCUGUUGUCGUUCGAGCUGGCCAAAUAUGAAGCGGCCGUUCAACAGGCGGCUGAAGGAGGGCUGCUGAUCGUGGCCGACAAAGACUUUCCAGAGCCCUACGAGCGAUGGAGCAUCCUGCAAGCUGUGUUCUUCUCAUCGACUGUGUUAACCACUAUAGGCUAUGGCAAUAUUGUGCCCGUGACAACCGGUGGUCGGGUGUUCUGCAUCUGCUUCGCCCUCAUUGGAAUCCCCUUCACCCUCACAGUAAUUGCCGACUGGGGUCGAUUGUUUGCCACCGCCGUCUCCGUGUUUGGCAAGCACAUGCCCACCAAGCCGAAGUUCACAAAUUUUAUUGGCAAAACCUGGUUUUAUGCCAUUUUGGCCGUUGGCUUUUUGGGUGUUUACUUGGCCGCUGGAGCUGGACUUCUUCUGCUCUGGGAGGAUGAUUGGACCUUCUUCGACGGUUUCUACUUUUGUUUCAUCACCAUGACUACCAUCGGAUUCGGUGACUUAGUGCCAAAGAAGCCCAACUACAUGUUGCUGUGCACGUUGUACAUUCUCAUUGGCUUGGCUCUAACUUCGACCAUAAUUGAGCUGGUGAGACGACAAUACGCCACCAGUUGGGCCAAGCUACAGGAACUGUCUGGUCCAAUGGCGGAGACUCUUCGUCGCUUGGGCGAAACAGCUGGCACAGGACUGGACUACACUGCCCUGCAGAAGGUUCUUACGGUUUCCAUGCCCAAGUGGAACAGCAAGAAGAACGAGCACAGCCCCGAUAUUGCAGCCUUGGAGGCCAUCACCAAUGCCAUUCUGAAGGAAGUCAAGGAGGCCCAGAACAACAAGCCCAAGGUCCUGCAAAUCGUCAUCUACGAGUCCUCCGUCUAAAGAAGUGGAAAACUAGAAGGCAAAGUAAUCAGACGGCGCGACGAGAGAGCUUCCAUCGAAAGAAGUGCUGCAUAGUUUUGGGCAACCAGCGAGAAAGAAAUAUCAUGAAAAAUAUCAAUCGUAGCUAGGUUACAGUGGACACUGGCUACUGUAGCACUGCCAGACUUCCAUAAGUUAGUGUCCGUACUUAUAGCUAUUAUAUAGUCAAAUGUCUAGGCAAUAACAUUGCUCAUACGUACUGAGGCCACACCACACUCACACACAUGCAAAGCGCGGCAGGUGAUUUAAUGUCUAUGGUCGUAGAUAAUCGUUUUUUUUUUUGAGGAGGAAUUCUAUCCGUAUGGGGUAGCUUAAGUCAUAGUCUUAAUUGUAACU
Molecule: messenger RNA, 1671 nt
Organism: Drosophila ficusphila
Lineage: Eukaryota; Metazoa; Arthropoda; Insecta; Diptera; Drosophilidae
Product: TWiK family of potassium channels protein 7
Exons: 8
Coding region: 61-1296 (411 amino acids)
Biological process (GO): stabilization of membrane potential; potassium ion transmembrane transport
Cellular component (GO): membrane
Molecular function (GO): potassium ion leak channel activity
Source: RefSeq, a predicted model, not a curated record